Molecule: messenger RNA, 1103 nt
Organism: Panicum virgatum (switchgrass)
Lineage: Eukaryota; Viridiplantae; Streptophyta; Magnoliopsida; Poales; Poaceae
Exons: 4
Coding region: 39-1103 (354 amino acids)
Source: RefSeq, a predicted model, not a curated record
UGGAGGACUAUAACGUGGCAUUCGGUGGGAGAAGAGGAAUGACCCAACAAAGAAUUGAUACAGGCUCUUGGACGCAGAAGGGUAGGAAUGCAAAGGAAGCUAUUGGUAAAGCUUGGUCAAAGUUUUUCCAUUUUGCGGGAGUACCUGGAAGACAGGCUGACAAUCCUUACUUUGUCAGCGCGGUCAGGGAGACACAGAAGUGGGGUGAAGGUAUCGCAUCACCAACUAGACGGGAUAUUGAUGGCAAGUACCUUGAUCAGAACGAGCAAGACUUGAAGACGAGGUACGUAAAGUUUCGGAAAGACUGGCCCUCUUUUGGCGUCACGUUGAUGUGUGAUUCAUGGACUGGGCCGACAAGGAUGAGUGUCAUCAACUUUUUGAUAUACUGCAAUGGAGUCAUGUGGUUCCACAAGUCUAUUGAUGCGAGUGGAAGAACUCAAGAUAGCACAUAUUUGCUUAGGGAGAUUCGAAAGGUGGUGGACGAGAUUGGACCGGAGAAUGUCGUGCAUAUAGUCACCGAUAAUGGCUCGAAUUACAAGAAAGCUUGCAAGGCACUAGGAGAGGUGUAUGAACACAUUCUUUGGACACCUUGUCUAGCACACACCGUCAAUUUAAUGUUGAAGGAUAUAGCUCGAAGGCCCGAACAUUCUGGUACGAUCAAGCAAUGCAAGCGAAUUUCUAAUUGGUUACACAAUCAUGGUCAGUUGAAUACAAUGAUGAGGAACGCAAUCGGUGGUGAGUUGGUCAAGUGGAAUGCCACUCGAUUUGGAACCAAUUACAUGUUCUUAGAGAGCAUCUAUCGGAAACGUGAUCGUUUCAUGCAGUGGAUGGCAUCUACUGAGUUUUUACAAAGCAAAUGGGCAGAUACCGAAGAUGGUCGAUUUACUCAUUCCAGGUUUUCAAAUUUGGAGUGGUGGGACGGAUUGAAAUAUGUCAUCGACACAGUUCAAGCAAUAUACAAGUUCCUUCGCUUCGCUGAUCAGGACAAGCGGCCCAACAUGUGCGAAGUCGUGAUGUCGUACCAGAAUACGAGACAGGAGCUGCAAUCUUUCUUUGGAAAUAAUGUUUCCACUCGGGACGAGUAUCUUAAGCUACUGUCCUAA